Alosa alosa (allis shad) is the source of this 1177-nucleotide messenger RNA. RefSeq lists its product as uncharacterized. Bases 11 to 1177 code for a protein of 388 amino acids. The transcript has 5 exons. The record is from RefSeq and is a predicted model, not a curated record. Lineage: Eukaryota; Metazoa; Chordata; Actinopteri; Clupeiformes; Clupeidae.
CUCUCUGAUAAUGGACAGAAAGGCUGUUGAUAUCCUGUUCCUUUACGGCAUCUGCAUUGCUCUGAUACACGCCUCUCGUCAGUACCACUAUGUAGCUGACCCCAAGAAAUGGACUGAAGCCCAGACCUACUGCAGAGAGAAGCACAUUGACCUGGCCACCAUCAGUGACAGCGAGGAGCUGCAGAGCUUCUUGCACUGGUCCCAAAACAUCAGUGUUAGCGCCUGGAUAGGACUCUACCACCUCUACCACUCUUCCAGUACGACUCCUGAGACAUAUAAUGCAAUUGUUGGUGGUCAAUCGCAAAACCACAACCAGACACAUAGUCACCCUUUUAUCUGCUAUGAUGAGAGGCUAAAUACAACCCAUGGUUUCAUUUCAAUUUCACCAACGAAAACAUGGAUAGAGGCCCAGAGCUACUGCAGAGAGAAGCACACUGACUUGGCCACUGUGAAGAAUGCAGUGGAGGACGAGGAGAUAAAGAAGAUGGCUGCUGCAAACAGCUAUACAUGGAUAGGUCUACACAGGGUUGGCUGGCAGUGGUCUGAUGGUAGUAACUUCUCUUCCAUCUUUAAUCUCAGUGAAACGCCCACAGCCUCUGCCUCAAAGUGUGUUGUGUUGAACCAAACUGAGUGGGAAGCUCUGGACUGCUCUGUGAGGAGACCCUUUGUUUGCUAUGGUGAGGUCAAGAAGACUGUCCAGUUUCAGAGGAUCCGGUUUCAGUCUGACGUGAAUGUAAAUGAUGCUGCAGUUCAAGAGGCCAUAUUAGACCAGAUCAAGAAGAAGCUGCAAGAGCAUGGGCUUCCAGCAGACGCCAAACUGAGCUGGAGAAAGCAGCCCGAUGGACAGAUUGAUACACUGAUACACGCCUCUCGUCAGUACCACUAUGUAGCUGACCCCAAGAAAUGGACUGAAGCCCAGACCUACUGCAGAGAGAAGCACAUUGACCUGGCCACCAUCAGUGACAGCGAGGAGCUGCAGAGCUUCUUGCACUGGUCCCAAAGCAUCAGUGUUAGCGCCUGGAUAGGACUCUACCACCUCUACCACUCUUCCAGUACGACUCCUGAGACAUAUAAUGCAAUUGUUGGUGGUCAAUCGCAAAACCACAACCAGACACAUAGUCACCCUUUAUCUGCUAUGAUGGUGAGAGAGCUCUUCAGUAUUAGCAUUUUGUUUUGA